AUGGCCGUAUCUGAGGCUGCAGGUUUAUCUUACGAGGAAGAACACGUGCAUGAAGUCUACGAGCAGAUUGCAUCGCACUUCUCAUCCACACGCUACAAGCCAUGGCCGAUAGUCGAGCGUUUCUUGAAGGAACAACCCAAUGGUGCUAUUGGCGCUGAUGUAGGGUGUGGGAAUGGAAAGUAUCUCGCUGUGAACAAAGAGGUUUUCAUUGUGGGGUCUGACAGAUCAACAAAUCUGGUUAAAAUCGCACAACACCACAAACCCCACGAUGUCGUCGUAGCAGACAACCUCUCCCUCCCCCACCCACCACACUCCUUCGACUUCGCCAUCUCAAUAGCUGUAGUCCAUCACCUAUCUACGCCAGCACGGCGCAUGGAAGCCGUCAAAUGCAUCCUAGAUCUCCUGCGCCCGCCACAGCAAGGCGUAAGCGGGAGUGGAGGAAAAGCACUGAUCUACGUCUGGGCGCUAGAGCAGAAGAGCAGUCGACGAGGCUGGGAUGAAGGCAGUGAGCAGGAUGUCAUGGUGCCGUGGGUUAUGACAGCUAAGAAGGAGAAGGUUCCGAAGAAGAAGAAGAAGCAGCAGAAGAGGAGAGGUGAAGAGGGUCUGGCGCAGGAAAACGGUGAAGCAGAGAAAGGGAGCGAAGAUCAAAAAGAAGAGAACUCUGAGGCGCCAGAAACCAAGCCAGAGGGUGAUAAGACGUUUCUACGAUACUACCAUCUGUACAGGAAAGGAGAACUUGAGGGAGAUAUAGAGCAGGCUGGCGGUGUGAUCGUCGAGAGUGGGUAUGAGAAGGACAAUUGGUGGGCGAUUGCAAGCCUUAAAUGA
Molecule: messenger RNA, 825 nt
Organism: Macroventuria anomochaeta
Lineage: Eukaryota; Fungi; Ascomycota; Dothideomycetes; Pleosporales; Didymellaceae
Product: S-adenosyl-L-methionine-dependent methyltransferase
Exons: 3
Coding region: 1-825 (274 amino acids)
Biological process (GO): tRNA wobble uridine modification
Cellular component (GO): nucleus; cytoplasm
Molecular function (GO): tRNA binding; S-adenosylmethionine-dependent methyltransferase activity
Source: RefSeq, a predicted model, not a curated record